AUGCUAAGUACAGGAAGCACCAGGGUAAGCUGCAUCGUCCGCGCCCCAGAUAACAGCACCGCAUGGAAUCGCAUCAAAGCUGCUCUCCAGACUUGGGACUUGUGGGAGGCUAGCUUUGGUUCACGUUUCGACGCCUUUUGUGGCGACGUGUGCAAACCGUUCCUCGGUUUAAGCACGAAUGAGUAUCUGUAUCUUGCAAGACAAGUCGACACAAUAUACCACUCCGCGGCUGCCGUCAGCUUAAUAGCGCCCUUCGCCGAGCUGGAAGAAGCGAAUAUCACCGGCACCAUUGAGAUCCUCCGAUUUGCCAGCACCCUUACUCAAAAGCGGCUGACUUACAUCUCAACCCUCGCCGUAUUCUUUGGCAUCGGCAAUAAAGUUCACUGCGGAAUUGAAGUCCCCGUCAACAACCUGCAGUCUGGCAUCGUGACAGGAUAUGCACAGUCCAAAUGGGUGUCCGAGCAGCUGGUACUUGAAUAUGCAAGAUUGGGCGGACAUGCUUUUGUCCUUCGACGGGUCGUCUGCUCGGCAGCACUUGGAACUACAAAUGUCCUCGAGAUGACUUCACUAUCCGUCUAA
Molecule: messenger RNA, 579 nt
Organism: Letharia columbiana
Lineage: Eukaryota; Fungi; Ascomycota; Lecanoromycetes; Lecanorales; Parmeliaceae
Exons: 1
Coding region: 1-579 (192 amino acids)
Source: RefSeq, a predicted model, not a curated record